CCCUCUGGGCGGAGCUCCCUGACUGACAUCCAGUAGAAGCCAGUCGACGCUCUCCUAAGGGCCCGGCAACCAACCAGCGAAGCCGGAGGGCGGGGCGGGAAGCUGCGCUCACGGCGCGAGCGGGGCAGAGCGGCGAGCGUUCCCCCGCUCACACGGCGCCAUGGCCGGCUACCCGUACGGGCAGGGUUACCCCGGAUCAGCAGGGCCAGCUCCAGGUGCCCCGCAGGGCGGUUACUAUUCCGGAGGCCAGUAUGGAGGUGGACUGCCUCCUGGUGGUUCCUAUGGCGGCCCAGCACCUGGAGGCCCCUAUGGACCACCAUCUGGCGGAGGGGCUUAUGGGCAGCUCACCCCAGGGGGAGCACCAUCUGGAGCUCCUGGGGGACCUUAUGCAGGAGACCCAGCCCCAGGAGGGCCUUAUGGGCAGCCAUCUACCAAUCCCUAUGGUGCCCCUCAGCCAGGACCCUACGGAGCCGGGGCUGCUGCUGGUAACAUGCCACCCGGCGUGGACUUGGAGGCCUUUUCUUGGUUCCAGACAGUGGAUGCCGAUCGCAGUGGCUACAUCUCCAUCAAAGAACUUAAGCAGGCCCUGGUUAACUCCAACUGGUCUGCAUUUAAUGAUGAUACCUGCCUCAUGAUGAUAAACAUGUUCGAUAAAACGAAGUCGGGACGGAUCGAUAUCUUUGCGUUCUCGGCCUUGUGGCGCUUCAUCCAGCAGUGGAAGAACCUCUUUCAGCAGUAUGACAGAGACCGGUCAGGUUCCAUCAACUUCAGUGAGCUGCAGCAAGCUCUGUCCCAGAUGGGAUACAACCUGAGCCCCCAGUUCACCCAGCUGCUGCUGUCCCGUUACUCUCAGAGGGCUUCCAACUCCACCAUUCAGCUGGAUAGCUUCAUUCAGCUCUGCACCCAGCUCCAGAGCACGACCGAAGCUUUCCAGGAGAAGGAUACCAGCAGGGUAGGCAGCGUGCGGCUCAGCUAUGAAGACUUCCUCACUAUGGCUGCAACUCGCAUGUUGUGACACCUUGGGACGUUUCUUUGCCUGAGGGUAGAGUCACCAGAAGCAAUCGAUCAGCCCCUCUCGCCUGGAUAUGUAUGUCCUCUGACAGGAAGGGUAAAUCCAUUCCAUUUCCUCUCCCACCUGUGUAACAAAAGUGAAGUGCCUGAGAAUGAGGGAGCGACAUGGACAGGUGGAAUCAGGCUGUGAACGUGUGGCAGAAGCCUAGCUGUCAGCCCCUUUGAUUUCAGUCUCCAGUCCACAAAACAAUUUAGAUGUCCCUGCCAAAAACACUGGUUACAUUAUAUUGCCACCAGGGGGCACACCACAUAAACGGAAGGCCAGCAUUGUAAAUUACACUGUAUGGUAAUGACAGGUUUCAAGUGUCCUCUGCCCCCCACCUCCUGCCAAAGUCAGGGCCAGUUCUAGGGGUGGGUGACAAGAACGGUUACCUAGGCACCAACUUUUGUGGGGGGGUUGCUCUGCUGUGCUGUUCAGCUCUGAUUGGCCAUCUUUUUUUCCUCUGUCACUCGGGAGGCCCCAAAAAUGUGUUCUGCUCUUGCCAGCAAAACAGCUAGGGCUGCUCCUGUCUCCGGUAGGUAAAACUGUACUUCAGUCCCCAAACUGUGCUCUCCUGCCACCCUGGGAGGAUGCUGUCCUAGUUGUCAGGCAUAUGAAAAUGUUUAUUCCCCCUCAGUCGGCCUUAUGGGGCUUGAUUCCUUGUUUCCCCCACAGUAAUUUAGGGGAACAUCGACAUCUUCCCUCGUACGAUCCUUGAUAUCCAAAGUGGCAAGUGAUGCCAAGGAGGGGCGAGCAUGCAUUGCAGCAUUUGUAUUGACAGCUGUUCCAAUUCCUGUGCCUGAGUACUGGCGUUUCAAACCUGACUCCCUUACCAAAGAUCAAUCAUUUAACAAAACCAUUGCUCACACUUCCAUUCUCUCGCUGUGGGGUCCUCUUCUUUUGUGACGUGUAGCUUGACAUCUGAGUCCUAUCCAGUGCACAGUUCCUGCGCAGUGUGAAAUGGGGCCUCUUGACAUGAGUGACAGAGGAUAAUUAGCUCCCUUUUUCUUGCCAAUGUGUAUUUGAGGUUUUUUGUUUUCAUUUUUAGGGGCCAAAAUCAUGAAGGGCUUUAAGCUUCAGUAAACAGUUUAUACUUAGAAAGAUCACUGCAAUAAAAUACCGUGUGCAUUA
Messenger RNA from Dermochelys coriacea (leatherback sea turtle), 2182 nucleotides. It is a transcript of the gene PEF1, whose product is annotated as penta-EF-hand domain containing 1. The record is from RefSeq and is a predicted model, not a curated record. Gene Ontology annotation, biological process: COPII vesicle coat assembly. Gene Ontology annotation, molecular function: calcium ion binding. The transcript has 5 exons. NCBI's taxonomy places the organism in Eukaryota, Metazoa, Chordata, Testudines, Dermochelyidae. Bases 161 to 1015 code for a protein of 284 amino acids.